Folsomia candida is the source of this 1680-nucleotide messenger RNA. RefSeq lists its product as uncharacterized. The record is from RefSeq and is a predicted model, not a curated record. Gene Ontology annotation, molecular function: protein-macromolecule adaptor activity; ubiquitin protein ligase binding. The transcript has 7 exons. The coding region runs from base 595 to 1554 and encodes 319 amino acids. Gene Ontology annotation, biological process: ubiquitin-dependent endocytosis. NCBI's taxonomy places the organism in Eukaryota, Metazoa, Arthropoda, Collembola, Entomobryomorpha, Isotomidae. Gene Ontology annotation, cellular component: cytoplasm; cytosol; plasma membrane.
ACAAAACACAAGAAUCACGCUCCGCUCGACAUAGAGCACUGCACGAGCGGCUGCAAUUUCACGUCAAUAUUUACUUUCUCGCUAAAACAUGUAGCAAGCAAUACACAAUAAUAAUUAGUAUAGUUUUCAAUCUAGUUAUUUAUGUGUUCAUUUUAUAAGUAAAUUUAAAUCGAACUUACCUUCACGGAGAGGAAAUAUAUCAUGUGAUUGAUGUGAUAGUUGCAACAAAUUGCAAGGAUGCAACAAAUUAAGGGGUUAACACAUCCUCGUCCGAAUUUGCGACCAAGAUUAAUUUCAUUUCAUAGCCAUAGUUGUUCAUUAAUGACACUGUCGUCUAAAGUUUGGGAACUGGGAGAUUAAAAUGGUUCUGACAAUCGAGCUCGAGAACAAUGUAUGGUCAUUUACUCCGAGCGAAACAAUUGUUGGGAAAGUGGUCAUUAACAAACACAUUUGGAACAAAGUGGAAGCUCUCGUGAUAACACAGGUUUGACAAUACGACUUUAUGGAAAAUUGGAAAUAGGGACCACUCACGAGGUCACAGCUGAUCCUCCCAGAUCCUCAUCUUCACAUCCUCCUGUUGUACCUCAACCGUCGAUGUCCUCGGCGUCAACUUUGGCCAUUACAAAUAUCGAUGUUUCGCAGCAUGGGUGCAUUGCCACGGCUCGAAAAUUCAUGGGAAGGAGUACAGGGACAAUUACUGAGCAAGUUUUGCUCGAUCACACAAUCAACCUUUUAGAUACUUGGAGAGUGUUAAAACCAGGAAGGCAUGAAUUUAGCUUCAAUUUUACACUUCCUGAUUCUGGUUAUUUACCUCCAUCCUUAAAAGUUAAAGGUGCUCGAAUUCACUAUGAAUUUGUGACAUCGUUAAAACGGCCGAGGGACGAUUAUAAGAUUUAUCAAACUCCAUUUUACAUCACGGCUGCCCCAGAAGAAUAUCUUCACGACGAUUUUGAGGAAUUUUGUCAUCCCGUCCAAUCCAAGGCAGACAAGCGAAUUUCACAAUUAUUAGGCUGUUGUAUGAAAGGCAGCAUAACACUAUGUGCUGACCUACAUAAACGAGUGUUCCCUGUUGGAGGAGAAAUAACGUUUGUGGCGACUGUGAGAAACAAUUUACGAUCGAGUUUAGACGCAAUAAAAGUAAAUUUAAUACGGAACUUCAAAUACAAGAAAGGUCCAUUUUGGAGUACAAAAGAAAUUGUUGCGGGGAUGGUCGGCCCUACACUGCAGCCAGGAGAUUCUCAAAUUUGGAACGGCUCCCUACGAAUUCCAAACACUGAAACAGUUACAAACAGAAACCACCAAGAUUUCUUUGAAAUUACUCAUAUUUUACAGUUUCAAGUUCGCAGUUCAAACCAUCGUUCAAAAGACGCAAUAGUACAGUUCUCAGUAGUGUUGCUACCAAGCACUGUUGUUUCUGCGCUCAUAGUAGAAAGACCACCUGCCCCAGCAUACUCAAGCAUAAUUGAAAAUGACGACGAUGGUUUGCCUCCCCCAACAUAUGAUGAAGCCAUCACAGAUGAUCACAGCUCGACUAGUCAGUUAAUGCCAACAUGAAACUUUAUUAAUCGUCCUAUAUAAUUUUUAUAAGACGUUAAAUUUUUGAUAAAUGCCAUAAUGACAAUUAUUAUGAUGUUUAUGUAUCUAUGCACUCGCAAUAUAAGUCACUUGAUUUAUACACAA